UGUUUUCCGCUAUUCUUUUCUUUGUUGUAAUUUGCUUUUGGCGGAGCAUGUGGGAGCCUCUCUUCUUUGUCUCUAUAGCUAUAUGAUGCAGCUAGGGAACCCGACCACAGUCGUAUCUGGGAUGGUUUCUAAGGCUGCCGAAGCAACGCUUUCGCCACCGCCACGGCCACCGGAAGACGUCGAGGCACCGGGCGGUGGUGAUGAGAUCAUAAUUGGAAUGGAUAAUACUGCAGCAGCAGCAACUUCAUCUGGUGAAGGUGACAAGAUGAACAGUGGAGGGAACCGGUGGCCCCGCCAAGAGACUUUGGCUCUGUUGAAGAUAAGGUCUGAUAUGGAUUCUGUGUUUCGAGAUUCAAGUCUUAAAGGUCCACUCUGGGAAGAGGUUUCAAGGAAGCUAGGAGAGCUUGGAUAUCAGAGAAGCGCAAAGAAGUGCAAAGAGAAAUUUGAAAACGUGUUCAAGUACCACAAGAGAACCAAAGAUAACAGAAGUGCCAAACCAGAAGGAAAGACCAAAACCUAUAGGUUUUUCGAUCAACUAGAAGCUUUUGAAUCUCGAUUAUCUCUUUCUCACUCUCUGCCUCAAUCUCAUCAAUCUCAUUCUCAACCUCAAACUCAAUCUCAGUCUCAUCAUAAUCCUCCAAAAUCAUUAUCCCAACCUUUUAAAAAUUUUCCUUCAAAUACACUGGCGUCAUUGCCAUUUCUCUCAAGGCCUAGUGAUCAUUCAUCAACAACUGUUCCAUCCUUAAAUCCUCCGAUAGCGCCGCCGAAGAACACGAACCUUUCGACGUCGACCUCGUCAUCCACGGCCUCUGACGAGGACUUGGAAGAGAGGUACAGGAAGAAGAGGAAGUGGAAGGACUGCUUCAGGAGGCUUACAAGGCGGGUCUUGGUCAGACAGGAAGAGAUGCAGAAGAGGUUCUUGGACGCCAUUGACAAGCGAGAGCGAGAACGUGUAGCUCAGCAAGAGGCUUGGAGGAUGCAAGAGAUGUCUCGGAUCAAUCGAGAACACGAAAUCCUCGUUCAAGAACGAUCCACAGCUGCCGCAAAGGACGCUGCUGUCAUUGCAUUCUUACAGAAGUUAUCCGGCGGGCCACAGCACACUCAGCCUCCACCACCACCUCCACCGCAGCCGCUGGUGGUGUCGGUGACGCAAUUCCAACCACAGCCACAGUUGGCAGUGAUGCCGAAUACCAACAUUAGCUACGAAAAGUUUGAAAUCCAGAAAAUGAAUAAUAACAACAAUCACAAAAUCAACGGCGGCGGAGGUGGAGGUGGCGGUGGUUCUUCACGGUGGCCGAAGACGGAGGUACAUGCAUUGAUAAGGCUGAGGACGAAUCUGGAGGCAAAGUAUCAGGAAAACGGCCCUAAGGCUCCAUUGUGGGAGGAGAUAUCGAGUGGAAUGCAGAAGUUAGGAUACAAUAGAAGUUCCAAGAGAUGCAAGGAGAAGUGGGAGAACAUAAACAAAUACUUCAAAAAGAUCAAAGAAAGCAACAAGCAAGACGUGAAGAUAGUAAGACUUGUCCUUACUUCAAUGAACUCGAAGCUUUGUACAAAGAAAAGACCAAGACCCAGAACAACAACGACAUUGACAGCCUCUUCAGUAACUCAUUUGAUCACAAUGUGGAGCCAUUGAUGGUUCAGCCGGAGCAGCAAUGGAGGCCUCCAACGCAAGAAGAAGAAGAAGCCGCAAGGGAUUACGCAAGUCAGUGUCAGGAAUGUGAAGAAGAAGAAGAAGAAGAUGAAGGAAGUCUUGACUUAGAAGACGAAGAAGUAGGAGG
Molecule: messenger RNA, 1778 nt
Organism: Prosopis cineraria
Lineage: Eukaryota; Viridiplantae; Streptophyta; Magnoliopsida; Fabales; Fabaceae
Product: trihelix transcription factor DF1-like
Source: RefSeq, a predicted model, not a curated record